CCCCUGAUGGGUGGCGUGGUGGCGCUGUUGUGCAGGUCCGGGGUACUGACUAGAAGCACAAGCUGAAGGGAAGCAGUUUGCUGGGAUCGGCGAACACAAGCACGGCAAACAGUGAUUGAUGUGAUGUACUCAAUAGCAUGUCAUGUACUCAACAGCAUAUGCUAGCAAACAAUGCUCAAACCAGCAGUUCAUCACACACAAAUCAGCCCGCGACGCAGCAUCUGACCUGCCCGAUCCAGGGACUUGACAGUGCUGUAAGAACUGUAAGAAUCUCCCCAGUCCAGCCCAGUCCAGGCCAGCCCGGUCCAAGCCCCUGGCCUGGCCAUAGCGCAAGACAGCGACUCCAGUCCGACCUCUUAUAACGGCAAUCCUCCGCCGCAUUGCAUUCCAGCCCGCUUCCUUUCUGCCCACGGCAAACAAAACAGAAAAAAGACUCUCGCUUGUUGCGUGUGUUUUUUUGUUUCGUGUAUUUGUUUGUCGCCUCCACGGGUGCGUCACUCGUUCAUCGCAUCUCGUCCGUCGUGGAACUCGCUUCCUUUCAAUCCAAUCGUUUUUUGUGCGAGGAGAGAAAAAAAAGAGCUACGCGCUCGCAGAUUAAUUGCACCCAAUCCAUCCUCCUUCCAAUCGCUCCUCGGUGUUACACACGCAAUAUAACAGAAUCAUCCGAUAUCGCUCGCUCUCGGACAGCAAGAAGACGACGUUUAAUCGAAUCGAAUCGAAUCCAAUCAAAUCCGGCUCGAAACAAUGCUGCGGUCUGCUGCGCUGGCUGCGCUGCUGGGCGCUGGGGCUGUCUUGGGUAGCACCAGCACGACGUGCUCGCUCACCAACAAGUGCCCCAAGGAGAGUCCCUGCUGCUCGCAAUAUGGCGAAUGCGGCGUUGGCGCCUACUGCCUCGGCGGCUGCGACCCCCGAAUGUCCUUCUCCAUCGACUCGUGCACGCCCGAGCCCGUGUGCAAGUCCAAGACGCUGACGUUCGACUCCAAGCUGUCCAGCAUCGCCGACAUCAGCAACUACCUCGGCGACCCGUCCACCGCCGACUGGGUGGCCCAGGGCGAGCCCGCCUACUUUGACGGCAACGUGCUGCUGACCAUGCCCAAGAACAGCGUCGGCACCGUCAUGGCCACCACCGAGUACAUGUGGUACGGAAACGUCAAGGCGCGCUUCAAGACGAGCCGCGGCAAGGGCGUCGUCACGGCCUUUAUCCUGCUCUCCGACGUCAAGGACGAGAUUGACUACGAGUUUGUGGGCGUCGACCUGGGCACCGCGCAGACCAACUGGUACUUUCAGGGCAUUCCCGACUACGACAACUCGGGCAACAUCACCUCCCUCUCAGACACCUUCAACAACUUCCACGACUACGAAAUCAGGUGGACCCCCGACACCAUCCAGUGGCUCGUCGAUGGCAAGGUCGGCCGCACCGUCAACCGCAAGGACCACUGGAACGCCACCUCCAACCAGUGGUCCUUCCCCCAGACUCCCUCCCGUGUCCAAAUCUCCAUCUGGCCCGGAGGUCUCGCCAGCAACGCCCCCGGAACCAUUGCUUGGGCCGGUGGUGAGAUUGACUGGAACGCCCAAGAUAUCCAAAAGGCCGGCUACUUCUACGCCACCUUUGAGUCCGUCACCGUCGACUGCUACAACGCCACCUCGGGGCUUGGAUCCAGCUCCGGAACCAGCUACACCUACAGCAACAUUGCCGGCACCAACAACACCGUCAUCGACGGCAACAAGCGCACCAACCUGGCUUCUCUGGAGGGCACCGGUACCGACAUGGACGCCGGCAAGCCUGACACCUCCUCGGCUGCCUCGUCUGCCAAGGGUUCCGCCACCAAGUCCAGCAGCACCCCCAAGAACACCCAGGCCCAGAUCCCAGGUGGAAGUAACGGUUCCUCUGGCACGGUUCCCGGUGGUGACAAUGGAUCCAGCGGCAGCGACAGUGGUAGCAACAGCGGAAGCAACAGCGGCAGCGGUUCCGGCAGCGGUUCCGGCAGCGGCUCUGAUUCCGGCAGCGGUUCUGGCGGCUCUACCCCUGCUGACACUUCCAGCUGCUCGUCCUCCAGCUUUAACCAAGACUGCAGUGACAGCAGCAGCAAUACCAAGAGCGGCAAGAAUGCUGGUUCUCAAACUGGCGUGAGCUCCCUGGCCAUGGUCCUGGCCGGUGCUGCGCUGUUUUUGUUCUAAGUUGGGAAAUACGGUACUAAUUUAAAGCAGUCUGAAUGGCUCUGGAUUGUUUGUUGCAAUUUUCUUUUUCUUUUUGCAGGGUUCAUAAUUUUUAUUUUUCCAAGAUACACACCUCAUUCGUUGGUGCUUUUUGACGUAUUUUAUGCAUGGUUUCGAACAUGUGCGAAUGAUAAUGAGAACGAGGAGGAUGAGAGGGUUAUGAGCGGGCGGCAGGCCUUUAAUAUGGGGUGAGAGGCUAUGUUGUAUUUAGGAGAAUACCGUUGUAUUUACGGGACUGUCUGAGCCUAUUUUAUGAAUGUGCUUGUGCUUGAUUGGUGAGGAUGUGCGGUCUUGUCACUGCUUGUCAGCACGAAGUCGCAGAAUGUCGAUGUGAGAGUGGCUGUUCUAAGAUGCUUACCAUGACGCUAUAAACGUGUAUAUGACGGCUGCCAUGUUUUAU
This is a messenger RNA of Trichoderma atroviride IMI 206040, 2617 nucleotides long. RefSeq lists its product as uncharacterized. The record is from RefSeq and is a predicted model, not a curated record. Gene Ontology annotation, molecular function: hydrolase activity, hydrolyzing O-glycosyl compounds. Gene Ontology annotation, biological process: carbohydrate metabolic process; cell wall organization. NCBI's taxonomy places the organism in Eukaryota, Fungi, Ascomycota, Sordariomycetes, Hypocreales, Hypocreaceae. Gene Ontology annotation, cellular component: cell wall.